UUCAGUGCCGGCGCAAGAAGCUGCGAGGAAAAAAACCGGGCGGGCAUUCUUCAUUUUUGUGUUGUUUUGCCUCGUGUCUUGUGUUGUGCCUGGUCGUGCAGUUGCCGUGUUCUCGCGACGUCGUCUUCUGUGUUCGAACUGUCGCUGUUUCAGCAUGUGACCCUGCGAAGCAGGCGCACGCCGAAGCCGACAACUUGUUACGCUAUCGACCCGCCGCCUUUACCAAAGAACUUCUCUUCGGCGGCGUCUCUCACGGAGUAGACCGCGAUGAUCGAGUCGAGCGCCUUGGGCACAAGUCCUUGGAACACGGACUUCUGGAAAGAUGGCAGCACUUCAUUCUUGGGGUUCGAAAACCUCCUGGAUACAGAAAUCUGCAUGCCUUUACCUUCCGACCUCAUCACCACCGAAAGCGAGUCCUCACCUCUCGAACGGCCAGCAAGUGUUGCCAGUUUGGGAUCGAUGGAUCCUGGCUUUGGCUGUUGGGAGGACUUCGAGGACUUGCUCAAAAAGGACACCAGCACUACAUGUGAUCUGGAUCUCGACGAGUGGAGCCUGGAUCUCACCGAAUCGUCGGAGGUUCUCUCAGACUGGAGCAGCAGCGGGGGUGCCACAACGUUUGAGGGUGUCGAGGGCCACUGCUCGCGACCUCGUUCGCGGCGGGGACCCUCACCGACCCCUUUGAAUGUGGAGCGAACUUCCUCAACCAGGAGCUGGUCUUCCAUGACCAGCGGGGAGCAACUGAGGACAGUGGAAGCUCUGACGGAAGCCAUCAGCCACCACCUAGGGCUGCGGGAACAGCUGGAUGUGAUCCGCAUCAUCGACCCGACAGCCACUGUUGACCCAUCUGCUGACCGGGAAUUUGCUGUCGACUUGAGGCGCCUCGACGACCACAAGCUUCGGCAGAUUGCCGACUAUGUGCGGCACAAUAGUGUCGCGGCCAUGGAGCUGGCGGCUGACGACAAUGCAGGGGUUAGGGGGGAGAGCUCUCGGAAAAGGGGCCGUCGUCGGGAAAGCAACUCCUAUUCAGCCUCCGGCCGCAGCAGCCCUGCUUCCUCGAAUGCACCUGUGCACAAAAAGGAGAGGUGCAAACGCCCCCGGCAGCGGCCGCAGCAGAGGCGGCGGCGCGCAGUGAAGACGCAGCAGGACAAAGCACACCAGCAGAUGCUCAAGGAGCAGCGCAGCGGCCUGUUCGUGCGCGAGGAGGUGCUCACUCUGACGAGCACGACGGCAUCGUCCUCGUCUAGGGCAAACUCCUCCCACCCAAGCAUAGCAGGAACAGACGACGAAGAAGAGGAAGUCGACAUUCUGCACUGAGCACUUUCGGGUUUUAAGAAAGAAGGAUGCGCUGGGAGUGGGUAGAAUGAUGGCAAUGUUGCUCUUUUGUAAUUUAAGUACCUUACGAGCUUGCUUCUCUCAUACCCUGCCAUCUCGCUGCCUGGUCACACGGGACUGGAGUGUAGGUUCACUUUCUCGCUUGUGGCAUACUGUGCUGGCCUUUUUUUUUUUUUUUUUUUGUGCUUUCUUUUGUUUGCUCCACAGGUUGAAGGGUAUGUGCUACAUGCGGUAGAUUCAGUCGGUGGGAGGUUGUACCAAUUAAUUCAUGUUAUCCAAAUCAACCUGACCCAUUAAAAGCAGUCUUGUUUGUUUUUGCAAGUACCACGUUUUUGUAUAACUUGCACCUGAUAUGAAAACCUUGCGAAAAGAAAAGCUUAGCUAUAACUCGCAGACACGACUGUGUGUGACAUGCAGUUAUUCAUUGAGCAACUCUGUGCAGUUGCCGUGUGAAAGGAACGCUCAAGAAACAAGUGGUUCGUACCUUUGUCAACACGGAUUUGACUAGUACUGCUGUAUGCUGAAAUGUGGUAUGGCUUCAAAGUGACACGGCGAGCAUUUAUGGGCAGAUUUUUCCUGUGACGGCUUCGCACUCUGUUCCUUCAUUAUAUUUGAAUUUAUAAAAAAAUUUUAUGUGCAGGUUCUACAUGCAGCAAGCACAUUCUCACCUGAUGGCGUAAGCAAAGCCACUCGGAGCAAAUGAAAAUGUAGCCUGUAGUAACCAGGUCUGGGAGAGCUGGCUGGGGGGAAAACUCAAGGUGCACUGGAAGUGAUCACACUGAUUAAUGUGGCACUGCCUCUGCAAGGGUCAAAAUAAGUUUGCAUUUUGUGGUCAGUGUUUUUCACUCGCAAGUUUGCCAUAAAACAUCAAAACGUUCAUUCAUGUUGUGUUUGAGAGUGGUGUCCUCGUUUUGUGCAAAUCGCUUCUUCAAUCCCUUGCUUACUGGCUCGAGAUCGUUUUUUUUUUUUUUUUGUCAAGUUCAAAGCAGUUCUUGUGCAUUUCUGCAAUUUUUCGAACAUCUGUAAUGUUUUCUGUUUCCACUGUUAGGUUCCCUCAUAAGCCAAGGGGGGACGAAGUCUGUCGUUGAGCUGUAUGGUCUUAGGUGGAAUUGGGCGUGUGCAGUUCCUGAGCAUUUUCACUGUGGAACCCCAUGUGUUUGCUUUCUCUUGGGCUUAGCGAUUUAUCCGUAUACUAUUCUUUUUUUACUUUUCUAUUUGGGCUCCUUUUUUUUUUUUUUGUUCACUCUCCCUCUUGCUCACUUUCUUCAACUUUAUUACUGUAUUUGUUAAAAACCAAGAAACGCGGUUUGUGUUGGAAUUUGGCAUUUUGUCUGUUCGUUUGUUUUGCCAUCUGUGUUGUAGUGUUCAUACAGGCAAGACUUGUGGAGGCUUAAGCUCUUUUAUGUCUGUGUUUAUCGCACGUGGACGGCGUGUCCUGGUGCAGAAAGUGACUUAACGCUCUUGGCUUGGGCAGUGACUUGACCCUUCUUUAUUCCGACAUUGCGGCGGGUCGACUUCUGUGAUGUACUGCCAUUAAAGUCACUAAAGGAGAAAUUCUCUUCUGGGCUGUACAUACCAAACGUCCCUUGUGCUUCGUGUGCGUUUAUUCAUUACACAACACAGCAGUGGUUAUUUUCUAUUUGUUUCUUUCUUUCAUGCUUCCUUCUUGAAGUGUCUAAACACAGCUGUGAAUUUCAUUGCCUUUGCUGUUUUCAGAGCGAGAGUUCUGAAAAUAGGGCUUGGAAAGGCUGUCCCGUUUUGUGAUCAUGUGCCAGCGCGAGUUGUGUGCUGUAAAAAAUUGUGUUACAUAAGCAUUAUUUCAAUCUUGUUUUGCAUACCUGUUAACUCUGGAAAAGUUUGUGAUCGACUGGAGUGUCAUUUUACAAGGCAGGCAGCAGCCUUUGUCAUGCCGUCAGGCUCAAUAGGGUGAACUGGAAUUUCUGUGAAGUUGGUCUUUCUGUGUUCUCUCGUAGCUUGAAAUAUGGUAGUGAACAAGUCUCUGAAACGGAUAGUGCAAGUUAAUUCAGGUUUCUUGCCUUCAAAGCAUAUGUAAAAUGCUUGCCAACGAUCGCUUACUGCGAGCUCAUUUUAUUGGAGGCCAUGUUCUGCGUAGUGUGGCUCAUAGUUUCCUACAAAACUUACUAGAACGAACUCUCUUCUGCUACCAUGGGAACAAUGGCUAGCACAUGGAUUUGUAUAAUCUUCAAGCUUGUGGCUUCAAGUGUUCUUGUAGCAUUAUUCUUAGCUUGGUUUCCAAGCAGUGAGUUUUCUUAAGACGGCAAGACCGUAAAUUAUAGUGUGCAUGCAUAACUGUUGCACUCGUAACUCAAUAUGAUGUUGAAAAUGAUCAUUCCAAAGCUGCAAGCCGUGCCCGUCAUACCUGUGCUGAUUGCACUGCCAUGCUUAAAGCUUCCAUGGGCGCUAGCACCAGAGUUCGUGCUAGUAGUUUCUGUAUGAAGCUCUAUGCUGUGGGUACGCUAGAAACUGAUCAUCAUAUCAAGGGUUCUGUUUGGUGUUCAAGGCAGGCAAGAAAGUCUGUCAUCUUUCACUGCAGUUGUGGAAAUUGUGUCUAAAGAUCAGUUGGAAAUGAUGUGCUGUCAGAAUACUCCAACCUAUCCAGGCAUCCUUUUAUUUUUUAAAAACUCUGUAUAGUUAGAGCCUGCCAAUAUUUUGUUAAAACAUCGAACACAAGUGUAAACAAGUGUUGACUCGGGCUUGGCUGUGAGAAGGCCGAUGGACUUGUCAUGUAUAGGUUGGAGCUGCAGAUGGUGUGAUGAAAGGAAAGUCAGUGUUGCCGGAGAAGUUUGUGGAACAUGAAAUCAAUUUAUUUGUCACCACGUACAGCAAAUGCAAUUUGUAGGACUGCAGAUAAAAACUGCACCUGUGCAGCUUGACGAGCUUGCAGCCAUUUUCAUGUUGAGAAGAUGCAUUUCAAGGCCUGGAUGUGGCAUCCUAUAAUGAAGUGAUACAGGGAGUGUUGACUGUAGCCUUUGUAGUACUUACUAGUGAGGUAUUAAUGCUGCGAUUUGAGCAUUGGCUGUGGUGAAUUGUUUUGUUAACAAAUAGCAUGUUCCGCAAACUUCGGCGGUCGAUGGUACACAGUUGUGCUGUGGCCAAGUCCUGUGGCGCCACUGCAGUCAUCAUCAAUAAAGAAUUUUUGCCAUGA
This is a messenger RNA of Dermacentor silvarum, 4498 nucleotides long. RefSeq names its product protein FAM199X. The transcript has 7 exons. The coding region runs from base 268 to 1314 and encodes 348 amino acids. Lineage: Eukaryota; Metazoa; Arthropoda; Arachnida; Ixodida; Ixodidae. The record is from RefSeq and is a predicted model, not a curated record.